This is a messenger RNA of Gloeophyllum trabeum ATCC 11539, 929 nucleotides long. RefSeq lists its product as uncharacterized. The record is from RefSeq and is a predicted model, not a curated record. The transcript is spliced from 7 exons. Bases 43 to 909 code for a protein of 288 amino acids. Gene Ontology annotation, molecular function: transcription cis-regulatory region binding; DNA-binding transcription factor activity, RNA polymerase II-specific; zinc ion binding. Gene Ontology annotation, biological process: positive regulation of transcription by RNA polymerase II. Gene Ontology annotation, cellular component: nucleus. Lineage: Eukaryota; Fungi; Basidiomycota; Agaricomycetes; Gloeophyllales; Gloeophyllaceae.
GACGAGCCUUUCUCUCGUCCGUCGGACUACCGACCUAUCAACAUGUACCAUCCGAGCACUAAUCAUUAUAUGGCUCCGACGUAUUUCGCACCUCCGCCACAGCCUGGACACAUGCACUUAGUGGCACCUUUACCUCGUCCGACUAAUGUACCGCCUCAACGGAAGCGUCCUAAAUAUACCCGCAGUAAAACAGGAUGUUUAACAUGUAGGGCGAAGAAGAUAAAGUGCGACGAAACGAAGCCGAACUGUAUGAGAUGUACGCAUGGGCAACGCGAAUGCACUUGGCCGGAAGGCUUACCGACGCGUAAGAAAGCCCCGCCGAAGAAGCAACAGACGCCAACGGAUACUCGACCUUCGACGGCCGAGUCUUCGGGAGUCUCUGAGUCCUCGACUCCUCCAACGCGCAACAUAACCCCGCCGAAGCAGGAGAGUGGCCCGCUGGAGUUAAGCCUACCCCCUCUCGCAUCUACGAGGCGUCACAGUGAGCCCUAUUUGACCCUUCCCGCCUCCGGGUUGAUACCUUCGCGGCGACAAAGUAUCCCCACGCUUCAAGCCACCACUCAUCAUGGAUACCCAGCACAUUCGUUACAUUCUCAUGCUUUGCCAGUAAUUCCCGAGAUGACCUCAUCAUACCCCUCCCAACGAUAUAAUUCUCAAUAUUCGACUCCCUUGCACGCGCAUUCGCCAGGCAUUGAUACCACGCAUAUCUCCUCUCGUCCGUCCUCUAGCAGCAAUAGCAUUCGUCGUAUGGAGCACAAUUCACACCCUUCCGCACAAUGGCUUCCUAAUCAUCCUACUCCACCAUUAAUGCAACCAGUGGACCCCAUCGAACCAUACUUUCAGACAGUUCAGGAGAGGCAAUUGGUGGGGCACCCUUCGUCUAAUAAUCACCCAUUUAGAUACCAAUGAGAACGAUGAUUUGUUUUGUU